AUGCAUACUAGCACAGAUAAUAAAGAUGUGGUCAUCGUUGCGGGCUUAGUAUUUUGUUGCAUCUCCGAUGGCUACAUCUUUGGACAAAUGUCAGGAAUGAUAGAUGCUUUGGCUGCACCAAAUAGUCCUAUUCCAGUAUCUCAAGAUGAUAUUUCAUGGAUCGCUUCUACAAUUAAUAUGACUUCUAUAUGUGGAUUUGUAAUUGUUGGCAUCCUAUCGAAAGCUAUUGGACGAAGAUUAUCUACUACUAUUCUUGGGGUGCCGGUAAUAUUAUGCUGGAUAGCGCUUUAUUUCGCACAAGACAAAUUUGUGUUCCUAUUUACAAGGGUAAUAGUUGGUGUGUCGUAUGGCGGAAUAUUUUUUCAAACGAUAUUCAAUUGUGGUGAAUAUCUUCCUCCAAAUAUCAGACAGUUUGCGUGUAAUAUAAUCAUUAGUCUUGGUAAUUUGUUUGGAGUAAUGUUAGGUCAUAUACUUAGUCUUUUGAUGGAUUGGAGAAACGUUGCGCUCUUGGGUAUAAUUCCUUCAGGUUUGGCCUGUCUUCUACCAUUGUUUUGGAUCGAGAGUCCGUUCUGGCUUGCAUCGAAAGGAAAAUUCGAUAAAUGUGAGAAAGCCUUUAAAUCCUUGCGCCAAGCCAAUGAAGUUAAUGAGGCGGAAUUAAGAAAUCUUAUAGCAUAUGAGAAGAAAAAUCAAAGCGAUUUUGUUGCAAGACACAGCUCGAAAUUCAGUGAUAUGAAGAAAGUUAUUUUUGCAUGCAAAGAGUUGUAUUUCUGGAAAAUAACUGCGAUAUUAUUUGUUGUUAAUAUAUAUAGAGCGACUGCUGGUCGUGUUUUACUAAAUACAUUAGCAAUAACUAUGAUACAAGAGAUUACGGGUCGUACGAACGUAUUGCUAUUUACGUUGCUCGUUGAUGGAUUCGGAAUAAUCGGUUCUGUUGCUUCAUUUUAUUUGAUAAAAAAACUGAAAAUGAGGAAACUGUUGUUCAUCUCAGGUAUCAUUUCGAAUACUCUAUUAGUGGUUUUUAGUGCAUCUUUAUAUUUCGUACCGAACGAAUAUUGGUAUCCAUGGAUUAAAGUAGUAUUAAUGGCUUCAUAUUACAUUGUAGUAAAUGCUGGCCCAUAUCCUGUACUUGACGUGUUCAUUGGAGAAGUACACCCAUUGGAAAUUAAAGAGUUCAGUGGCUUUCUAUCAGGAAGUAUAGCUGGAGGAAUUCAUUUUUUAUCAGUUCAAUUGGCUGCAAGCAUGUUUGCGACAAUGGGGUACUCUGGCACGUUUCUAUUCAAUGCUUUUAUCGUAUCAUUUUGUCUCGUAUAUCUAAGUGUUUACAUGCCCGAAACGAAAGGCAGAACUUUACAGGAAAUCGAAAUAUUUUUCAAAACAGGAAAAUUUGACGGAUCCCAAGAAGUAUUUAGUGUUGAAUGUGCAAAUAUUGUUUUAGUUGAAAAGUAA
Zerene cesonia (dogface butterfly) is the source of this 1446-nucleotide messenger RNA. RefSeq names its product sugar transporter ERD6-like 6. The record is from RefSeq and is a predicted model, not a curated record. The transcript has 3 exons. Bases 1 to 1446 code for a protein of 481 amino acids. Gene Ontology annotation, biological process: transmembrane transport. Gene Ontology annotation, molecular function: transmembrane transporter activity. NCBI's taxonomy places the organism in Eukaryota, Metazoa, Arthropoda, Insecta, Lepidoptera, Pieridae. Gene Ontology annotation, cellular component: membrane.